GUGGCGAGCAGAUCAACUACGGCAGAGCCGAGAAAGUUGUGAUCGGCUCCAUCCUGACGCUGAUCACGCUGCUGACGGUCGCGGGCAACUGCCUGGUGGUCAUCUCCGUGUGCUUCGUCAAGAAGCUCCGCCAGCCCUCCAACUACCUGAUCGUGUCGCUGGCGCUGGCCGACCUCUCGGUGGCCGUGGCGGUCAUGCCCUUCGUCAGCGUCACCGACCUCAUCGGGGGCAAGUGGAUCUUUGGCCACUUCUUCUGCAACGUCUUCAUCGCCAUGGACGUCAUGUGCUGCACGGCCUCGAUCAUGACCCUGUGCGUGAUCAGCAUCGACAGGUACCUCGGGAUCACAAGGCCCCUCACGUACCCGGUGAGGCAGAAUGGGAAGUGCAUGGCCAAGAUGAUCCUCUCUGUCUGGCUCCUCUCUGCCUCUAUCACCCUCCCCCCGCUCUUCGGAUGGGCUCAGAACGUGAACGAUGACAAGGUGUGCCUGAUCAGCCAGGACUUCGGCUACACCAUCUACUCCACCGCCGUGGCGUUUUAUAUCCCCAUGUCGGUCAUGCUGUUCAUGUAUUACCAGAUCUACAAGGCCGCCAGGAAGAGCGCUGCCAAGCACAAGUUCCCCGGCUUCCCUCGUGUGCAGCCGGACAGCAUCGUGGUCCUGAACGGCAUGGUGAAGAUCCAGAAGGAGGUGGAAGAGUGUGCGAACCUUUCGAGACUCCUCAAGCACGAAAGGAAAAACAUCUCCAUCUUUAAGAGGGAACAGAAAGCAGCCACCACCUUGGGCAUCAUCGUGGGGGCCUUCACCGUGUGCUGGCUACCCUUCUUCCUCCUCUCCACGGCCCGGCCCUUCAUCUGCGGCACUGCCUGCAGCUGCAUCCCGCUGUGGGUGGAGAGGACAUUCCUGUGGCUGGGCUAUGCAAACUCCCUCAUUAACCCUUUUAUAUAUGCCUUCUUCAACCGGGACCUGAGGACCACCUAUCGCAGCCUGCUCCAGUGCCAGUACCGGAAUAUCAACCGCAAGCUCUCAGCCGCGGGCAUGCACGAGGCCCUGAAGCUUGCCGAGAGGCCCGAGAGAGCCGAGUUUGUGCUACAAAACUCUGACUACUGUAGAAAAAAAGGUCAUGAUUCAUGAUUGAAAGCGGAAUAAUGGAGAUGAAAUAAACAAGGCAAAACAGAGGUGGAAGCAGAACAAAAUCAUUUGCCAAGACUGCAGAAUGGAACGCGGCUUCUGUCCUUUCUUGGGAUGGUCGAAAUGUGACAAACAGUGUGAUCUGUUGUAAAAAGUAUCUUCUGAGAGAGACGGUGACCUCUUCUUUUUUUUUUUUUUCUGUGGAUCAGUGCUGUUGUGUGUUCUCAGUUUAAGACAGCCAGAUCAUCUCAGCAGAAAGCACAGACACAGAACUGAGUUCCAGAAAGGAAGCAGUUUCUGGUGCUUUGCGUAUGUCCAUUCCAUGCAAUCAGGAGAAAGUUCCAGCGCACACUUCCCGUGCUUCUGAGUCUAGGCGGUGUGGUACAUAUUCAGGAAUCAUUCAUGAGACAGAAUGUAUUUUGUUGUAUGACAGAAGGGUUUUUCCAAGCAAACUGCGGUAAAGCAUAGUGUUGAAUAUGUUGCAUGUCCAUGUUAGAAAACAGAAUCCCAUCAUUCACUAAUACAAAUGAUUUCCCAGAGCAGUGUUUGUUUCGAGCUUCUGUCAAAUAGUUUGGCUUUUCUGCAGGGUCCUUGUGACUUUCCCAUCAAUGUACUUUCUCUGUCAACUCACAUAUUGUUAUGGUAUAACUCAGGAACAGAUCUCAGGACGGAGAGAAGCCUAAAACCUGAGUAAAGCUUUUUCUUGUGUUCAUACUUCUGAGAGGUCCUGAGAGGUGAAGGGUUUGCCUUCUGGGAGAAUUUUUAUCUGGGUGAUGCGUGAUUGCUACCUAACUGCAUUGUAAUUAACAUGAUGACUGGCAUGUUUUUGACUCUCAUUUUAUAUAAGGGUGCAGUGGACCCAUAGUCUGGUCCAUAACCGUGUGUUAUAUGGCAGGAGUGUGGGAAUAAUGGAUUUUCCAUGAAAACUUGUGAUGCUUCUGGAGAUGGGGCAUAAACAUGUUCAUUCUCGUUGAACCAUGUUGUAUUCAACUGAAAUGUGUGAAUCGGAGGUCACCUGGACCACUCUUGGGAAAGGAUCCAGAGCACCAUUCUGUUGCUUCUAGAGAAUUUGUUUUUGUGUUCUCUGUAUCUUAAAUCAAAUGUGUACCUAAGAAAUUUUGUCCUCUCACUCCCCCACUGCCCCCACCCCAAAUGGUAGACAUUAAGGGCAGGUAAGGAAACAGAAAAGAUCAUUUUGCAGAUAGCAUUUUUUUAAAAGACUAGUACUUUAUAAUCAGUAUGCACUAAGGAGACAGAAGACAGGAGAUCAGAAAAGAGGAGAACUUGUACCUGCAAGGGGGGGAAAAUGAGUGCAAUCCUUGAUUUGAUUAGAGAGAACUGACAGAGAAUAUUAUUUUCCUACAAUAAAGAAAGCUGUCCUUUCACAGGAUAAUGUGGAAUUCCAAUGUGGAUUAUGGACUUCUUCCAACUUUCAUUGACAUUGCUUCAUACCAGACAUGGGAAGGACUGCCUUUCCUGAAAGGGAAGGAGAGCACUGUCCUUUCAGACAAAGCUUGUACAAAUUCCUGAGCCGCAGAUUUGCUAAAGUGACCGUAUAUACUUAUAUUCAUAAUUUAAAUGAUUAUUUAUGGUCAGAUACAUAUUGUUAAACUUGAAAAAAUGUUUUAUUACAUGACAUCAAAUAAAGUUUAUUUGUAGCUGAACUAAAGCAACUUAAGUAAAGGUUUUUAAUU
Molecule: messenger RNA, 2821 nt
Organism: Carlito syrichta (Philippine tarsier)
Lineage: Eukaryota; Metazoa; Chordata; Mammalia; Primates; Tarsiidae
Gene: HTR7
Product: 5-hydroxytryptamine receptor 7
Exons: 3
Coding region: 195-1130 (311 amino acids)
Biological process (GO): smooth muscle contraction; vasoconstriction; G protein-coupled receptor signaling pathway, coupled to cyclic nucleotide second messenger
Cellular component (GO): membrane; dendrite
Molecular function (GO): G protein-coupled serotonin receptor activity; neurotransmitter receptor activity
Source: RefSeq, a predicted model, not a curated record